GUGAGGAAAUGUACGCAGCGGCCCCCUCAGAUUGUCCGCUGGCUUCCAAGCGAGCUGACCACCGGGAGGGACACUACAACAGAAACUUUGACACGGGUUGAGAAGAACAAAGAACAGGCAUCGCCAGUUUGUGUCACCCCACAGGAAGAACGGGAUGAGAGCCGCGGCAGUUGCAGCCCUGGUGGCUGUGACCAUCGGGGUAGCGGUCAAUGAGGUGGCCGGUGCAUCAAACUACUUGGCCACCUGUUACUACGGCACCUGGGCCGUCUACCGGCCCGGAGACGGAAAAUUCGACGUCGAGGAUUUCGACCCUAUGCUCUGCACGCACGGAAUAUACGGGUUCGCCGGCCUGGAUGAGGCCACGCACAAGAUCAAAUCGCUGGACCCCUGGAAUGACCUGUACGACAACUACGGAAAGGGUGCCUACAUGAGGUUCACGGAUCUGAAGAAGAGAAACCCGGAGCUGAAGACGCUUCUUGGCAUCGGAGGCUGGAACGAGGGAUCUACCAAAUACUCGGAGAUGGCAGCUAGCGCGUCCUUCAGACAGACCUUCAUCGCCAGCGUGGUUGACUUCCUGAAGACGUACAACUUCGACGGCCUGGACCUGGACUGGGAGUACCCCGCCGAGAGGGGUGGCAAGACCAUCGACAAGGAGGACUACGUGCAGCUGAUCAAGGAGAUCAAGGAGGCUUUCAAGCCUGAGGGCUUCCUCCUGACCGCUGCCGUCGGACCGGGCAAGACCACCAUCGACGACUCUUACAAACUCACCGAGAUGGCCAAGUACUUGGACAUCUUCAACGUGAUGGCAUACGACUACCACGGCUCGUGGGAGACGUACACGGGCCACGUGUCGCCACCCUACAUGUCGCCGCUGGACAUCACCAACGAGAUGGAGACGUUCAACGUGAACUUCACCGUCAACUACUACCUUGAUGGCGGCGUGCCCAAGGAGAAGAUGGCCAUGGGCAUCCCGCUGUACGGCCACGGUUUCACGCUGAACGACCCCGCCGUGCACGGUCUGUACGCGCCUGCCAACCAGCCCCAGCCGGCCUGCCCGUACACCCGCCAGGCGGGCAUCUGCGGCUUCAACGAGAUCUGCACGAUGCUGAACGAGGGCGGCUGGACCACGGUGCGGGACCCGGACCAACAGGCGGUCUACAGCUACAAGGACCGCAUCUGGGUCGGCUACGACGACCUCGAGUCCGUCAAAAUCAAGACGGACUACAUCAAGUCGCUGGGCCUGGCCGGCAGCAUGGUGUGGUCGGUGGAGACUGACGACUUCCGCGGCCUCUGCGGCUUCGGCACCAAGAACCCGCUGAUGACGGCCAUCUGGACGAACCUGAACGGAGACAUCCCCACGCCGGUGCCGCACACCACCACCCCGCGGCCCACCGGACCGACUGCGUCGCCGGAACCGACCAUGUCUCCCACCGAAAUCUGUAAGAAGGCCGGCCUGAACCCCAACCCGGUGAAGAAGUGCUCGCCCAUCUUCUACGAUUGUGUCCAGAACGGCGACCACUGGAUCGUCACCAUGGAGGUGUGCGCGGCCGGCACCGUGUUCGACGGAUCCCUCGAUACGUGCGUGUGGAUCAGCCAGUCAGACGAGUGCGAUUAGACACCGGAGGCAUCUAGGCCCACCUCUGACCGACUGGACCUCCGAAUUGGAACGGUCCAGAUGUCUGUAGUUCUGUUUUCUUCCAACGCACUACCUCGCCCGGACCGGACAUCCGAGGAUUAUUGUGCGGUCUGAAAACGCGAAACUAUUUACGACGCUUUCGUAAUGAUGUAGGAAUAUGUAAUGCAAUGGUUUUCGAUGUCUUUGAAGUCCCUGUUGCAUGCUUCCGACCCACGGAAACAAGCGCGUUUGUGAACAUCCCGUGUGAAGAACAAUAUACUUAAAGGCAAAGAAAAA
This is a messenger RNA of Amphibalanus amphitrite, 1912 nucleotides long. RefSeq names its product acidic mammalian chitinase-like. Gene Ontology annotation, cellular component: extracellular region. NCBI's taxonomy places the organism in Eukaryota, Metazoa, Arthropoda, Thecostraca, Balanomorpha, Balanidae. The record is from RefSeq and is a predicted model, not a curated record. Bases 155 to 1615 code for a protein of 486 amino acids. Gene Ontology annotation, molecular function: chitinase activity; chitin binding. The transcript is spliced from 12 exons. Gene Ontology annotation, biological process: carbohydrate metabolic process; chitin catabolic process.